Molecule: messenger RNA, 2648 nt
Organism: Gossypium arboreum
Lineage: Eukaryota; Viridiplantae; Streptophyta; Magnoliopsida; Malvales; Malvaceae
Product: transcription factor MYB33-like
Exons: 3
Coding region: 697-2364 (555 amino acids)
Source: RefSeq, a predicted model, not a curated record
CUGAACUUAUUUAUUGUCAUCAUUUCUGGAAAUGUGUUAUUCGCUUUCUAAAAUAGGUUAAAGGGUUUAAUUGAACUUCCAAAGAUUGAAGCGAUUUUUCCUUUUUUGGAAUAGAAUUGGACCUUGAUACACGGUUUACAUCCAUGUUUUCUGUAUUUUAUACUCUGUGGAUAAAUUGUUUUCUGUCAACCGUCUCUAAUCUUUCUGCAUUCCAUGACUUUUUCGGUCAUUUGCGAAUCGGUUAUCUGUAGAUAGAUGACGUUUUCUUUUGUUCGCUAAACAGCUAUCCUUUGAGAGAGGACUUUAUAUGUCGUCUCUGAAUUUGUUCUAUUUGGAGAGAUGUGAAUAUAUUUUCCCAACGACUUUUGUUUGGUUCCAUUGAUUUAAAAUGUGUAUUUAUGCUUUCUUAAUUUCUUCUUUAAUAUUUGAAUAAAUGAGUCAGCUGGUUGAUCCACUUGUAGCUUGUCGUGAUGCAUAAAGCGCGUAUAUCGUAAAAAAGAGAGAGAUAGAGAGAGAGAGAGAUAAUCAUGUACCUAUAGCAGUUUGAGUGCAAUUAUGAAAAAGUGAGAGGAAAAGGUUCUGCGUUCUCUUUGGUUCUCGGUAUUUUAAAUUUGCGUGUUUUCCAUCUUUUCUCUUGUUUCAGGUUUUGGAUGGUUCUCACUUGUUGGUAGGGAGUUUGUGUAUGAUUACAAAGAGAUGAGUCACACAAAAAAUGAGAGGGAAGAUGGGAUUCUCUCUAAGGAUCAGACAGAAUCAUCGUUGAUUGAUGAUGGCAACUGUGGAGGAGGUACCGGUGGGGGAGUUGUUCUGAAGAAAGGACCAUGGACGUCUGCUGAAGAUGCAAUUUUAAUUGACUAUGUGAAGAAGCAUGGGGAAGGCAACUGGAAUGCUGUUCAGAAGCACUCUGGACUAUUUCGUUGUGGAAAAAGUUGUCGCUUACGUUGGGCAAAUCACUUGAGGCCAAACUUGAAGAAAGGGGCAUUUACUCAAGAAGAAGAACAGCUGAUCAUUGAACUCCAUGCAAAGAUGGGAAAUAAAUGGGCUCGAAUGGCUGCACAUUUGCCUGGUCGUACAGAUAAUGAGAUAAAAAAUUAUUGGAAUACCCGGAUUAAGAGACGUCAGCGUGCUGGGUUACCUCUCUACCCUCCUGAAGUGUGCUUGCAAGCGUUGCAGGACAGUCACGGUACCAGUGCAGUUAAUGGAGGGGAUAAAGGACCUCAUGAUAUCUUGCAGAACAACAGCUAUGAGAUACCUGAUGUCAUAUUUGACAGUUUAAAGACAAGUCAAAAUGUCCUGCCUUACGUCCCUGAACUUCCUGAUAUAUCUACAAGCAGCAUGCUGAUGAAAGGUCUAGGUUCUCAAUAUUGUAGUUUCAUGCCACCAACAAUCCAUCGCCAGAAACGUCUUCGAGAAGCUACAGCCUUUUUCCCUGGUUACACUGGUGCUGUUAAAAAUGAAUGCCCCUUGUUUGAGCAGUUUCAAGAUGAUAUCUCAGACAAGGCUGCUCAAUCCUUUGGGUUGUCUUUUCCAAUUGAACCAGAUCCUGCAACCAAGAACUCCUUGCAAUUUGGUGUAUUCCCAGGUAGCCAUAACCUUUCAAAUGGCAAUUUCUCUGCUUCAGAGCCUCCUUUGGAGGCUGUGAAGUUGGAGCUCCCUUCACUCCAAUAUCCAGAAACUGAAUUAGGUAACUGGGGCACAUUUUCUUGCCCACCACCUUUACUUGAGUCUGUUGAUGCUUUUAUCCAGUCACCACCACCACCCAGCAUAGCAGAGUCAGAUAGCCUUUCACCCCGUAAUAGUGGCCUGCUGGAUGCUUUACUUCAUGAGGCAAAAACUCUAAGCAGCGCAAAGAACCAUGCAUCUGAGAAGAGUUCAAAUUCAGCUACUCCCGGUGAUGUAGCUGAAAGUUCCACCUUCAACAUCUGUGAGACAGAAUGGGAAAACUGUGGAGAGCCUCUUUCUCCAAUGGGUCAUUCAGCAACUUCUCUUUUAAGUGAGUGUAUCAGUGCAAGUGGCAGUACGUUGGAUGAACAGCCACCUGCUGAAACCUUUACUGAGUCUCAAGUGAAAUCAGAGCCAGCUGACCAUGUUUUCACCCCAGAGAUACAAAAUGAGGCUCCUAUUCGGUUGGACAGUUGUCACCCUGAUACAUUACUUGCUUCUAAUUGGCUUGAGCAAGAUUCUGGUUACGAUAAGGACCAAACCAUCAUGACCGAUUCCAUAGCAGCCCUUCUCGGUGAUGAUUUGAGUACUGAAUACAAGAAUAUGGCAGCUGGAACAUCUAUCUCGAGUCAAGCAUGGGGCCUUGGUUCUUGUGCAUGGAACAAUAUGCCUGCCGUCUGUCAAAUGUCCGAACUCCCUUGAGAUGAGCCAUCUUGAUUGUAUGAACUUCUCUGAAGCUAUUUUCUUUUUGUUUCAUUCAUUGCAUGAUUUGUUUGACGUGUGUGGUCAAGCGGGCCUGAUGUAACGAAGUUCAUUUGGGGUGAGACUAUAAUAUGGUAAGAGUCGUGAAUGUCCGGUUUGUUGUUUUUGAUGUUUUUCUUGUUGAACUGUUGAAUGUGUGUAUGCCGAUACAGAACUAUUAGGCAUACAGAUGCGUUCAAGAUGUUGUUAUAAUUUUAGAAUAAUUGUGCACUUUUAGCAUGGAA